UUUGGGUUGCUUGGUGGGUUGAGCCGCCUUUCGAUACGGAGUAUUGACCGAAUUGAAAAGUUUCCGAGUUGGAAUUUUCUCAUCUCUCACUCUGUCAAUCAUAGGCAGCUCCUUUCCUCGUGUGUGUAUGGGCACAUGUAAAACUGAUGGAACUGACGAGACGGACGGAAGAAAGGCGACACACGAAAGGGACGACUUUGGACAAUGAGGCACAUUCAUACAGUGUGAAUUCCUUCCAACAGUACUCGUGGCUAAUAAGGGUCAACAAACUCCGUUUUUUGAACUAUUUUAAAUGCAUACUUUUUGUGUAUUGUAUACAAAAUCUAAACGGGAUUACUAGCAUCAACUGUGGUUACACGGUGCAAGUAGUGGUUAAAAUUAAUUGUGAAAUUAAUAAUUUUAAAGGUUUAGGCUUCCUUGUCAAAGAAUAGCGUAGACAUAAUUAGAAUUUUACAACACGCUAUAUGCAUACAUAUAUUUAGUUAUGCACAAUAUGUACAUUUAUGCAGUUAUGCCGUGAAACCCACCUACAACAUAUAAAGAAUAGAGUACCGUAAAUAUCCACCUUCUUCCGAGUGAAAGUACUGCAUGAUGUACAUAUGCAGGUGACUUUAUUGAACAUCAUCCAUUGUCAAUAGAAAUAGUGUGAUUUUUGAAUAUGUCCAUUUUUGGAAUCUGUUUUAUCCUAAAAGGGUUAAACACACUCAAAAACAUGGUUUCAAAAGUCCUUAAAAAGGCACCUGGUCUGCACCGCACGGUUUAUAAUCCUCGAGACUACAGACAGUGCAGGCAGGCAGCAGUCAAGAAUUUUAAUUAUCUACUCAAAAUUAGCUACAUCGUUUGACUACUUUUAAAGUUUGUCUAAACUAAAAACCUCAAAUCUAAAUCUAAAAUGAUUUGCAAGUAUUUCAAUCCCGUUCUCCUGAUUAUUGCGGUUACCAUUUCCCAAGUAUUUUGCGACACCCGAGAAUUAUACCAACCCCAGCCUCCCCAGAACUUGCGUGAAAUCCCGACGGGCUCAGCCAUUGACAACUAUUAUGAACCACGACCAUCGAAUACGGGUGCCCUUGCCACUCCCAGAACUUUCUUGUGGUACCCUUUCGAGUUCCUGACUUUGGAAUCCUUGAUUCCACCUGCAUUCACUUUCCUUGGGGUCAUCGUCGGACUUUGCGGGUUUUUCCAGCUUAGCAACUGGUUCCUGGAACUCGUUUCGCAAAUCAAUCAAAGUAAGAAGACAGAAACUGAAGGGAAAAAAACACUGGAAGUUGAAGAAACUAAUGAGAUUGAGGCGAGACGGAAACGGAUGCUGGCGGCCGAGGAGACUGGACGAAUCCUACGAACCAUUGAGGAGGCAGAGAAAAAAUUUAACGACUAAUCUUGGACAGCUAAAAUAUUCUGAUAUGUUUAUGCAGCGAAGUUAUAACAUGUAUGUAUAUACAACGAUUUUUCUCAUUGGUGGUAUGUAUGAAACUCAGGUGCUAUUUGACAAAUACAUAAUAAAUUCAUGUGGUUUUAAGUUUCACAAAA
Molecule: messenger RNA, 1527 nt
Organism: Folsomia candida
Lineage: Eukaryota; Metazoa; Arthropoda; Collembola; Entomobryomorpha; Isotomidae
Exons: 2
Coding region: 893-1375 (160 amino acids)
Source: RefSeq, a predicted model, not a curated record